Messenger RNA from Pecten maximus, 1480 nucleotides. RefSeq names its product coiled-coil domain-containing protein 130 homolog. NCBI's taxonomy places the organism in Eukaryota, Metazoa, Mollusca, Bivalvia, Pectinida, Pectinidae. The record is from RefSeq and is a predicted model, not a curated record. Gene Ontology annotation, biological process: mRNA splicing, via spliceosome. The coding region runs from base 157 to 1431 and encodes 424 amino acids. Gene Ontology annotation, cellular component: post-mRNA release spliceosomal complex; U2-type spliceosomal complex. The transcript has 7 exons.
AAAGUUUACAACCUGAAGAACCUCAACGUUCCGCAACGUUGAAUGUGGGCAAGGGGAAUUCAUGGAGUUACGGCUUAGGGAUAGUGCUUACGUUUCCUAGUGCUUAGGACUACAGUAAAGACCAGAAGUUUGAAGCCUAAACAGUAAACAGACGAUAUGGCCGAGAGAAAAUCAGUGAACAAAUAUUACCCACCAGAUUGGGAUCCAAGUAAAGGGUCUGUCAACAAGCACUUUGGCCAGCACCCACUGAGAGACAGGGCUCGCAAACUCAAACAGGGGAUUCUUGUUAUCAGAUUUGAGCUGCCCUACAACAUCUGGUGUGGAGGUUGCAAUAAGCCUGUUGCAAUGGGAGUGAGAUACAAUGCUGAGAAGUCCAAAGUAGGGAACUACUACACAACACCCAUCUACAAGUUUCGCAUGAAGUGUCACUUGUGUGAUAACCACUUUGAGAUACAGACAGACCCGAAGAACCAUGACUAUGUGAUCUUGAAUGGAGCUCGUCGAAAGGAACAAAGAUGGGAUCCUAAAGACAAUGAACAAAUUGUACCUGAAGAUAAGGCCACACAGAAGAAACUGGCGACAGAUGCCAUGUAUAAACUGGAGCACGGGUCGGAUGACAAGGAUGCCGGUAAAUCCCGGGUGAUGAACCUAGGCCAGAUAGAGGGCCAAAGGGACCAGUGGAAGGAUGACUAUAUGAUCAAUAAACUGGCAAGGGAAAAAUUCAGGAUGGAGAAAAAACAUAUCAAGGAAGUCCAGGCUGUAGAUGACAGACUACUAGAAAAAUCAUCUCUAGAUAUUCCACUGGUCAAGGAGGACGAAGAAGAUGUACGAUUGGCUGGUCUGCUCAAGUACACUGCCACAGAAUCAUUUGAUGAAAAGCAGCUACAGAAAAGGAAAGAGAUAGAACAGAAACCAAUAUUCCAAGGCAUGUCUAUGACAAAGGAAUCAAAACCAUCAACUAGUAAAGACAAAAAACUGGAAGUAAUUAAACAAAAGUUUGCUGGCAAAAUAGGUGUAAAUAAAACCAAUAUCUUUGAUUCUCCUUCAGUCUUGUCCAAAACAGAAAAGCAGAAUUUGAAACUGUCAUUAGGAGUCCGCAAAAGAUUGUCAACAAAUAAACAGGAAGGAGUUAAUUCUGAAGGAAAGUCGGCAGCCUCACAUGAAACACAUCAGGAUGCUAAACUAAUGGACAUGAGCAGUAAAGACACUUGUGGUGUUGACCAGAGUGGACAAAAUAACUGUGAUAAUGACAAGGUUAAAGACUUAACUCAUACUGACUGUAUGAUGACUGUGGACCAGUCUAGUGAGGAUGAUGGGUUUAACAAUGGGAGUACCAGCUGUCCCGGUCUGGUUACAGCCAAUACUGUAGGACUGGGACUUGUGUGUAGUUACAGUGAUUCAGAUAACACUAAUGAUUCCAGUGACACAUAGUUAUUAUAUGUUACAAGAAGCCCAUACAAUAAAUUGUCUUCUAAAGCCA